Gossypium raimondii (Peruvian cotton) is the source of this 702-nucleotide messenger RNA. Its product is annotated as putative cell wall protein. The transcript has a single exon. The coding region runs from base 66 to 449 and encodes 127 amino acids. The record is from RefSeq and is a predicted model, not a curated record. NCBI's taxonomy places the organism in Eukaryota, Viridiplantae, Streptophyta, Magnoliopsida, Malvales, Malvaceae.
UAUUUAAUCCCUUCUCCCCAUCAUAUCAGAACCAAUCCUAGCUCUCACUCUUACUUACUCUGAUAAUGGCUUGCACAAUUAGUUCCUUGCUUACUCACGUUUUCAUGCUCAGCAUUCUGUUUGUUAUUGCUGGGCAAGCCAUUGCAGCACGUGACAUCUCGAAGAAUGAUGAUCAAAUGAAACAGCCUGAAUUUCUAAAACAUGACCGUAGUGUGCUCAUUCCAGGCCUUGGACGAGUGUUGCUGCCACCAGUUUUCAAACAUCACAAUCCACACACUAUCGGCACUAGCACCCACACCGGCAGCAGUGGCCGCCAUGUUGGCAGCACAAUUGGUGGAAAUCGCCAGCUUCCAGGUGGUGAUGACACAUUCGUUCCAAACCCUGGUUUUGAGGUGCCAAUUCCAGCAGGUCGUGGUGCUGGCAUUGCAGGAACAAACCCACGUCCUUGAACAUGCUUGGCUAUGAAACUUUCAAUAAAUCUAAGAAUAAAGGGAAUCAAUUAUCUGCAUUGAGUCUUUAGGGGUUCCAUUGUAGUCUAUAGUAUUCAUUCACAUAACUAAAGUGAUAUGAAUUCGAGUUUGUCAUUUUAGUGAAGUCUAGAGUCUACUCCUGUAUGCAUUUUCCAGUUGGAAUCUAUUUCUUGUCAAGUAAUCAUGUAUCUCAAUUUCCACAUUAGUUAUAAAUUAUGACCUAUCAUGCUUA